AUGAAGUGCCUUUUUAAAUUUCUAAGUCUGGGGAGACGGAUUCACUUCCAUAAAAAAAAAAAAAUAGAAACAAAGAAACGUACGUGCACCAAUGAACGAGCUCUAUUCUUACCACGUGAGCAACAAAUCUCAGCCCCUGGUCUCGCGAUAACUCUCGAACGUGAAGCCAACUUCAGCGUCUCCCUCUACUGUUAUGCCAUCCGUUGCUCCCUGACGGUCACCUGGUGCAGCCGAAGGCCGAACAAUUCACCAAGGUUGGACGCGACUGCUAAGCUAGCCGGCUAGCUAGCCCAGGCUAACAACCCUCGACCGAAAUGCUCGCGCGCCUGCUGUCCUCGCUCCUCAACAACCUCCAUGUCGUCGAGAGGCUGGCGGAGUCGCGUCCGAUGCGCCGGGCGGCCCAGAUCACCGCCUACGCCCUCACCAAGGCCCAGAUCGCCGGGCGGGACGCGUCGCAGCGGGUCCUGCGCUCCCAGACGCUGCGGCAGGUGCGGGAGGAGGCCGGCCGGGUCCCCGGUGACCUGGGGGAGGUGGGCAGCCGCCUCAGGAGGGUGCGACAGACGUUCGUGAACGAGCUGAAGGAAGGGUUCAAGGAGGGCUCCAGACAGAUCAAGAAAUAAAGAGAUGUUUAAAAGGUGACUGGGAGCCACACGUCGUGUUUCAUAACCUCACCUGGCUGCCUGCCGAGGGUGGCGACGCAACAGAGGAGGAAUGCUGUAACCCACCUGCGUCAUCAGUGCGCGACGACAACAACAAGGAGUCUUCACAUAUCUGUACUCUAUGGACAGUUAAUUUCUGACAAACCACAUGAUUUAGCUGUAUUCGCAUUUCUGAGAACACCAGGACCUUCAUCUUUUUCCUUUGUUCUUUUAGAAAUCCUGUGGGGAAAAGUAGGAAUCGUAGUGGAGAGGUUAAGUGCACUCUGUCAAUCUUAGUCCUUUCGACCAAUAGAACAGACACGGUCUUUCCACCAACCCCUGCUCCUGUGACACCGAUCAUGCCGAAGACCAUUUGUGAACAUUUGAGUCGCCAGUGGGAAUUGUUCCUGUCAGCCGAGUGUGUGUUUGGAAGGGAUGUGGUAUGCAAGACAAUGAAUUCACUGCUGUACAAAUAAAGAUGAUAAUUUAUAACACA
Scophthalmus maximus (turbot) is the source of this 1134-nucleotide messenger RNA. It is a transcript of the gene ncbp2as2, whose product is annotated as protein NCBP2AS2. The record is from RefSeq and is a predicted model, not a curated record. The transcript has 2 exons. Bases 315 to 620 code for a protein of 101 amino acids. NCBI's taxonomy places the organism in Eukaryota, Metazoa, Chordata, Actinopteri, Pleuronectiformes, Scophthalmidae.